Messenger RNA from Fraxinus pennsylvanica, 1056 nucleotides. Lineage: Eukaryota; Viridiplantae; Streptophyta; Magnoliopsida; Lamiales; Oleaceae. The record is from the annotation of a GenBank genome assembly.
AUGUCAUCGGAGCCGUCUUCACCGGCCAACUUCUCCUCCAUAGCACCACUCCUCCGCAACCGCCAGUCGCCUCCUCUCCGCCCCUCUCCGCUGUCUAUCCUCCUGUCACGCAUCGUAUCCUCCCAGCGCCGCGGCGGUGCUUCUAUGCUGGUACGGGAGACAGCAGCUCGUGAGCUCGAGGAGCGCCGCGCCGACUGGGGAUACUCCAAGCCUGUCGUCGCUCUCGACAUGAUUUGGAACUUGGCCUUUGUGAUUGUCUCGAUUGUGAUGCUGAUUUGCACGGGUGAUGAGAACCCUAAUGUGCCCAUUAGGGUUUGGGUAUGUGGAUACGCUCUACAGUGUCUAGUCCACGUGGUACUUGUUUGGAUUGAGUAUAAGAAGCGGAAUUCGAGUCGGAGGAGAAAUGGGAACAGGGGGGCAGGGGAGGAUAAUGAUUUUGAGACUGAGGAGGAUGAGAGUAUCGGGAUUUCUAAUAGCUACAGUAUUGCAAAACGUUGUGAAUCGGUGAACACAAUGGUGUCGUUUCUUUGGUGGAUAGUUGGCUUUUACUGGGUUGUCUCUGGCGGUGAAAUUCUUUUAAGAAGUGCACCACGUCUCUACUGGUUGAGCGUGGUCUUUUUGGCAUUCGAUGUGUUCUUUGCCGUGUUUUGUGUAGUUUUGGCAUGUCUGAUAGGCAUAGCUCUCUGUUGCUGCUUGCCUUGUAUCAUCGCGAUUCUUUAUGCCAUUGCAGGCCAGGAAGGUGCAUCAGAGGCGGAUUUGAGCAUCCUUCCCAAAUAUAGAUUUCAGAUCUCCAAGGAUGAGGACAAACAAGGCAUUGGAGGUGGCAGAAUGGUUCCUAUUGAAACAAGCCAUGGGGACAUGGCAGAAGAGCGAAUACUUCUACCUGAAGAUGCUGAAUGCUGUAUAUGUCUUUGUGCAUAUGAGGAUGCCACUGAGCUCCAUGCCCUUUCUUGCAGUCAUCACUUUCAUUCAACUUGUAUUGUGAAAUGGCUUAAGAUGAAUGCGACAUGUCCGCUCUGCAAAUACAACAUCCUCAAGGGGAACGACCAAGUUUAA